AUGUUGCCUCACCUGGAGAGUUUUCUGUUGGUCUCUCUGCUAGCCGUUGUCAUGGCCGCCACACCACCCAACGUGGUGCUGUUCCUAGUCGAUGAUCUUGGCUAUGGCGACCUCACUCCCUAUGGACACCCCACCUCCAAUACCCCCCACCUCCAGUUACUAGCCGAGCAGGGUCUCGUCUUCACUCAGUUCUACACCACUAGUCCAGUAUGUAGUCCGUCUCAAGCAGUUCUGCUGACUGGGCGAUACCAGACUAGGUCCGGGAUAUAUCCGGGGGUGUUUGAACCUAACGACCUUGGAGCGUACAUCCAAAUAGAGACAUUUGUUACUGUCCCUGGCCAUCCUAUGAGAAUAACAUCCUAA
Messenger RNA from Halichondria panicea, 363 nucleotides. Its product is annotated as arylsulfatase A-like. NCBI's taxonomy places the organism in Eukaryota, Metazoa, Porifera, Demospongiae, Suberitida, Halichondriidae. The record is from RefSeq and is a predicted model, not a curated record. The transcript has 3 exons. Gene Ontology annotation, molecular function: arylsulfatase activity. Bases 1 to 363 code for a protein of 120 amino acids.